This is a messenger RNA of Bubalus bubalis (water buffalo), 4870 nucleotides long. It is a transcript of the gene PKP1, whose product is annotated as plakophilin 1. Gene Ontology annotation, biological process: cell-cell adhesion; cell-cell junction assembly; intermediate filament bundle assembly. Gene Ontology annotation, molecular function: cadherin binding. Gene Ontology annotation, cellular component: adherens junction; cytoplasm; nucleus. Lineage: Eukaryota; Metazoa; Chordata; Mammalia; Artiodactyla; Bovidae. Bases 321 to 2501 code for a protein of 726 amino acids. The record is from RefSeq and is a predicted model, not a curated record. The transcript is spliced from 14 exons.
GGACUGGAAGCCCUGCCCCUGAGAGCGCCCGGCCCGCGGCGCGGUGCCCGGGGCUCCUGCGGAGCGGCCGCGGCGGGGAGGGGGCGGCGCGGGGCGGGGCGGUAUAUCCAGUCUGGCGGAGGGCGGGCCCGCCAGUGCCGGGCCCGGACGGCGGGUGGAGGCGCCGGGAGCAGCCCAGAGCCGUCGCGCGCGCGGACCUUCGCUCUAUGGGCACAGGGAGCCGCUGAGCGCGAGAAGAGCCCGCUUCCGCCGCCGCCCGAACCUCGCGCCGCUCGGCUCGCUCUCCAGGCCCGCGCCCCGCGCCCCGCGCCCGCGCCGCCAUGAACCACUCGCCGCUCAAGACCGCCUUGGCCUACGAAUGCUUCCCGGACCAGGACAACUCGACGCUGGCUCUGCCGUCCGACCAGAAGAUGAAGACCGGCACGUCGGGCCGGCAGCGCGUGCAGGAACAGGUGAUGAUGACCGUCAAGCGGCAGAAGUCCAAGUCUUCCCAGUCGUCCACCCUGAGUCACUCCAACCGAGGCUCCGUGUACGACGGCCUGGCCGACAACUACGACUACGGGACUGCCAGCCGGAGCAGCUUCUACUCCAAGUUCCAGGCGGGGAACGGCUCGUGGGGCUACCCGAUAUACAAUGGAACCCUCAAGCGGGAGGCUGACAACAGGCGCUUCAGCUCCUACAGCCAGAUGGAGAGCUGGGGCCGGCAGUAUCCGCGGGGCGUCUGCACCGCUCCGGGCGCCGGCAGCGACAUCUGCUUCAUGCAGAAGAUCAAGGCCAGCCGCAGCGAGCCCGAUCUCUACUGCGACCCCCGGGGCACGCUGCGCAAGGGCACGCUGGGCGGCAAGGGCCACAAGACCACCCAAAGCCGCUACAGCUUCUACAGCACGUGCAGCGGCCAGAAGGCGGUCAAGAAGUACCCGGGGCGCCCGCCCUCCUGCACCUCCAAGCAGGACCCUGUGUGCGUCCCUUCCACCUCCUGCACCAAGGACCUGUCCUUCGGCCACUCCAGGGCCAGCUCCAAGAUCUGCAGCGAGGACAUUGAAUGCAGCGGGCUGACCAUCCCCAAGGCCGUGCAGUACCUGAGGUCCCAGGACGAGAAGUGCCAGGCCAUCGGGGCGUACUACAUCCAGCACACCUGCUUCCAGGACGAGUCUGCCAAGCAGCAGGUGUACCAGCUGGGCGGCAUCUGCAAGCUGGUGGACCUGCUCCGCAGCCCCAACCAGAAUGUGCAGCAGGCCGCAGCUGGGGCCCUGCGCAACCUGGUGUUCCGCAGCACCACCAACAAGCUGGAGACGCGGCGGCAGAACGGCAUCCGCGAGGCGGUCAGCCUCCUGAGGAGGACCGGGAGCACCGAGAUCCAGAAGCAGCUGACUGGGUUGCUCUGGAACCUGUCCUCCACCGAUGAGCUGAAGGAGGAGCUGAUUGCCGAGGCGCUGCCCGUGCUGGCUGACCGCGUCAUCGUCCCCUUCUCGGGCUGGUGCGAUGGCAACAGUAACCUGUCCCGUGAGCCCGUGGACCCCGAGGUCUUCUUCAACGCCACCGGCUGCCUGAGGAACCUGAGCUCCGCAGACGCGGGCCGCCAGACCAUGCGCAACUACACGGGGCUCAUCGACUCGCUCAUGGCCUACGUCCAGAACUGCGUGGCGGCCAACCGCUGUGACGACAAGUCAGUGGAGAACUGCAUGUGCGUCCUCCACAACCUCUCCUACCGCCUGGACGCCGAGGUGCCCACGCGCUACCGCCAGCUGGAGUACAACGCCCGCAACGCCUACACCGACAAGGCCUCCACCGGCUGCUUCAGCAACAAGAGCGACCGCAUGAUGAACAACAACUACGACUGCCCUCUUCCCGAGGAAGAGCCCAACCCCAAGGGCAGCAGCUGGCUGUACCACUCGGAUGCCGUCCGCACCUACCUGAACCUCAUGGGCAAGAGCAAGAAGGAUGCCACCCUGGAGGCCUGCGCGGGCGCCCUGCAGAACCUGACUGCCAGCAAGGGGCUGAUGUCCAGCGGCAUGAGCCAGCUGAUCGGGCUGAAGGAGAAGGGCCUGCCCCACAUCGCCCGCCUCCUGCAAUCUGGCAACUCGGACGUGGUGCGGUCUGGAGCCUCGCUCCUGAGCAACAUGUCCCGCCACCCUGCACUGCACAGGGUGAUGGGGACCCAAGUGUUCCCAGAGGUGACCAGACUCCUCACCAGUCACACUGGCAACACCAGCAACUCGGAGGACAUCCUGGCCUCGGCCUGCUACACCGUGAGGAACCUGAUGGCCUCCCUGCCGGGCAUGGCCAAGCAGCACUUCUCCAGCAGCAUGGUCAACAACAUCAUCAACCUGUGCCGCAGCAGCACCUCCCCCAAGGCUGCGGAGGCCGCCCGCCUCCUCCUGUCCGACAUGUGGUCCAGCAGGGAGCUGCAGGGGCUGCUCAGGCAGCAAGGUUUCGAUAGGAGCAUGCUGGGGACCUUAGCCGGGCCCAACAGCCUCAGGAACUUCACCUCCCGAUUCUGAGAGGGGCCGCCUGCACGUUCAGCUUGCAGACGUGAUCCGACCAGCUGAGCAGACCUGGGCCUUGCUGCGGGCGUGUCUGUCCACCUGCACAGUGUUUGGAGAUGUUCAAAGCCAGCCAAGAGCACACUGGGACGCUGCGGUGGAUAAAAAUAUUUUUAGAUUCUUUCUUUUCCUUGGGGGAACUGACAGGCAGUGGGGGUGGGGGAGGGGAGCCGGGGGCUUUCUUGAGUUAAGGGGGCUUAUGUCUUGAUGUUAAUACUUCUUUCGCUGAGAAACAGUAUAUAUACAUAUGUAUAGUGUGUGUGUGCAUGCGUGCAUGUGUGUGCGUGCGUGUGGAAGGCAGGCCCUGGAAGCGCAGGACCGGGUGAGCUGCGGGCUGAGCUCAUAGACGCGGGUGACCUGUGCUUGGGGUUUUGCUCCCCGUCAUCCCGAAGUAUGGGUGCCGGGCCCUCAGCAGCACCAGGCCCACGGGGAGUCCUGCAGGGUCAGGUGGGGGAGUGACUGGGGCUGGGGCUCACCCCCUGCCACCCACCCCAAGGGGCGGCUUUGCAGGAAGGGAGGUUGGCGGGGCUCAGUGUAUCUGCUGGGAAAUUUGGCAUGGCCGUGCGGCUCUCCCACGGGGCCUGGGGCUGGGGCUGGGCGGCUGUGGGGUCUGCUGGAUGGGCCGGGACAGGCAGGCUGGCUUUGCUGCGUGCAGUCUGCCAGGAGAGUAGGUGCCGGGGGGCAGCCGACCAUUCCUGCGGGCCGUGUACCCAUCAGAGCAGGCUCACCUGGGAGCCCUCGCCUACAGGGGCGAAUAAUCCACGUGUUGGGGAGGAAGGAGGCAGAGUGGUAUCAAAGCCCGCGAGCCGUGGGAGACCGGCAGCUCCAUCCUCGUGUUCCCAGUGGAGGAGCUGGCCUGGGUAGGGCAGGGGUCGGCCCCCGGGUCCCGAGACCUGCUGAGACCCCAGCGAGGCAGGGUUUCAGAGGAAGGCACUUGGCUAGGAAAGGGAGCCGUCAAGUCAGGGAUCAGCCAGAGGCCGCCUCGCCUUCCCUGACGCCCAGCUGCCCAUGACAACUGCAGAGAGUAUGAUGAGGAGCCUGCCAGGGGCACUGGCCACCCCAGACCCCCCGACUUGUAUGAGCGUAGAGCAGGCCCUGGAGAGGGCUUGGGAAGGGCGCCCCAUCUGCAGCUGAGACAGGGCAGGCCUUCUGGCCGCAGCCCCUGUGCCCAGCGGCGACUGGCCGCCUGGCCCUGCCCGCCUCAUACCUCCUCCUGCUGCGUGUCCCCCCACCGUCCCCCGACCAGCCCCACUGCUCACCCCGGCAGUCAGAUCCCGGCCCCGAGGACCUCCUGCCGGAGUCGACAGCUGGACAGGCCAGGUCGGCGCAGACCCGUGAUGGCGGGCCACACAGCCGGUGUUCUCUGCUGCUGGGCUCUGUGCCACGUCCGCCCCGUCCCCCGUGACGCAGGCUCGUCUCCCUCUCAGGCCCACGGGGAGCUGGUUCCAGAAGACCGUCCCCUCUGCCACUCCCAGGGCCCCAGGAGACUUUGUUUUCUCCAAGAAACAUGUGAGGAGCCAGGUGGUGUUGCCAACCCUUAGGAUACAUCAGUGAUGAGAGACCACACCCCAUCCACAUGGCCCACAUUCUCCUGGACGAAAGAGGGGGUCUAGGGUCCCCAGCUUUAGGGGUCCCCAGAGAGAGAGCACCGCCCAGUCCAGUCAGGGCUAGAGGGAAGGAGUCGACAACCAGGGGGUCUGUGGCAGUGCCAGGGAGGGCCCCCGCCUCUGCCGGGGGGUGGGCGGUGUUUCAGUGGGCCGGGUAGACAGGCCAGGCCUGGUUUGGCCAUCUCUCUCGUGACUUCUGCAGUCAGCUGGUCAGGCUUGUCACUUUAGAAGAGGCAGACCUUUGCAGGGGUGGGUGGUGCUGUGGAUGAGGCUCUAGAGAAGGAGCUCGGGGUCUGCAGGCCCAGCUUGGGCUGGAAGGACAUGUUGGCCUCAUGCUGCUGGGCUCGAUGCCCGAAACAGGACGUUCCAAUGCAGGGUCAAGUGGGGGAGGGCCCAGACCACGGGGGUCUCCCUAUGCAGCCCCGACCCAGGGCUUAAGGCGGACGGGCCACUGGCCGGCAGACCCGCCUGGUGGGCCCAGCCCAGCAGCGCAGACCCAGCUGCUCCCGGACCAGAGGCGGAGCUGCUCCUGUCUGCCUGGGGCUGAGUGGAGCCAGGGGCAGGGGAGGGAAAGGGGUCCCUUUGCAGCCUGCUCCUGCCCCCCGCUCUGUGUCUGUGGGAGAACUGGGCACUGGCCAGGCCUGUUUCCCUGUGGGGUACACUGUGUGUUUGCUUUUUUGGAAAUAUAGGAAAUCAAUAAAUUGCUGGCGUUUCUUUGAA